AUGUUUGUGGAAAUAGCAUCGCACUGCAACGACGAAGCGACGGAAAAGAGCAACAAAACCCACAAAAGCUUCAUCGAUUGCCUGUCCGAAGCUUUCGAGAUACUCGGAGGUCUCGUAUGGGCUUCUAGUCAACAGAGUGAGGCACAUGAGCUUCAGUCCUGCGAAGAUAUCGAGAAGGCCAUUUCCAACGCCUUCUCCGUCCUUGACAUUCAUCAGUCCCUCUCGAAUGUCAGGCAAGUCAAAACGAAACCAGAGAUCGAAGCAGAAAAAGCAUCAGAGGAAGAAAGCAGCAGACAGCUCAGUCGUUCCUNNGAUGUGCCGCUGGAGAACUACUGUAUCGUUGAUGGUUCUGAAGAUGUCUACGAUGACUACCUCAUGGCGUCUAUCUCGGUGCUACGAGAAUGGGUUGCUCUACGCAGCCAUGUCCAAGUUCUAUGGCACAUCGUUGCACAUGGAGACAUGAACAUUGCAAUUGCAGGGGCAACUUCCGAGAUGACGAUCGCGAUGAUAAAGAGAACAGCUUUGUCUGUUUUCGUCGAAUUUCCUGCAGGCUACGACAGCUUUGAAAAUAUGUCCCACCCCUUCCAGGACGGACGCCACUCAGACUUCUCUCCAAUCCACUAUGAUGUCAGGGAACGAUUCUCAGUACAUACCUGCCUUGAUCUUCUAGACGUCUUGAUCGACUUUCAAAAGAACCGCAGCGGCAAACCAACGAAGCGUAUGCAAUCAACACUCUCGACCUGGGAUCCUAAUCUUGAUCUACAUCAAGCCAGCCAUGAAGAGAGAGUGGCAUGGCGCCGUCUAUACACCUUGAACUGGCUCUUCGACAUGGUCAAUCUCUUUUCUCGUAUUGUCAUUCGCGAAAACAAGAUCGACAUCGAGCCUAGAGCUUACGACACUGUUGAGUGGUCCAUCAAGAGUGUGUAUCAUCGUCCAUGCAGGCUGUUUGGUCUAGAAGGAUUCGCCGAAACCAUCACCACUUUGGCAAUGCAGAAACCAGGGACCGACGUCCGUUCUAGGAUUCUCCCGCACCACGUCUUCCAACUGCAAUGCAUUGUGGACUCUUUCACAACAUCUCGCGGUUGGUCACCAGGCAUGCUAGAGCUUACUGAACAUUUGACUUCAACACCAGUAAGAAACGUCCUGCCUACAGAAAGCUUGACACAAUUCCUUGGUACCGAGAGCUCUGGGUUCUUGGCAGGAGCUCAAGCUGUCUACGGAUACUUGACAGACAAUGUGAUGAUCGGCGACCAGAUACCUUCACGUCCGAAGCAGGCUUAUGAAAUAUUGAGAUCGUUGAUGAGCCAAGUUCGCGGAUGGUUAGGCAAGUCCGACGGCGUCUUCACGAGUGAAAACCUGUCACGAUUCUCGCGCCUUGAUGCCAACGGGUUCUGGAAUUACAGUCCCUUCCUAUGCGGCGUCGGACUGAUGGAAGCCCUCGAGAUGUCCUAUCGCUUAGGCAUGAUCGUCUGGGAUAAUCUGCUUCCCGAGCCAUGGUUGUUGAUGGUGUNNCGUUGGAGUGAAGUGCUGAGGGCUAGGGGCCAUCUCGAAGGAUUUGGUGAUCUUUUGUCUUUACUGCUGUUCCGUGCCAUCAGCCAUGCACCUGUCAACGAAUCUUCUCACGCGCUUGGCGUGGGUGAGGAUAUGACAAGCGCGCUGAGCUUAGCACAAAAUGACAAAUUUCGACGCACCACUAAUCUGAUGCUUUAUCGCCAAUGUGACUGGGAUCCGGAACGCAUCUUGCGCAGCGAUGAGUCUCAAGACUCAGCCAUGAAAGCUUUCGGCACGAUUUGGGAAAAGACAAGCAGA
Aureobasidium musti is the source of this 1809-nucleotide messenger RNA. The record is from the annotation of a GenBank genome assembly. Lineage: Eukaryota; Fungi; Ascomycota; Dothideomycetes; Dothideales; Saccotheciaceae.